Molecule: messenger RNA, 801 nt
Organism: Columba livia (rock pigeon)
Lineage: Eukaryota; Metazoa; Chordata; Aves; Columbiformes; Columbidae
Product: feather keratin Cos2-2-like
Exons: 2
Coding region: 178-483 (101 amino acids)
Cellular component (GO): intermediate filament
Molecular function (GO): structural constituent of cytoskeleton
Source: RefSeq, a predicted model, not a curated record
UAGCUGGUGUGUUUUACAUUCACCAUGAGCUUGUCAGAAAAUUAUUACUUCCACAAAGGGAGCCUGGGCCUGAGGCAGUGCAGGACUCCUAUAAAAGGCAGCCCAACGCUCUGCUCUCUCAUCCACUUCUCUCGCCUCCUUCUCCUGGGGAAUCAGGUGACCUUCUGACCCAGAGACAUGUCCUGCUGCAACCCGUGCCUGCCCUGCCAGCCCUGCGGCCCGACCCCGCUGGCCAACAGCUGCAAUGAGCCCUGUGUCAGGCAGUGCCAGAGCUCCAAUGUUGUCAUCCAGCCCUCUGCAGUGAUUGUGACCCUGCCCGGCCCCAUCCUCAGCUCCUUCCCACAGAACACCGUUGUGGGCUCCUCCACCUCUGCCGCUGUUGGCAGCAUCCUCAGCUCUGAGGGAGUUCCCAUCAACUCUGGGGGCUUUGACCUCUCCUGCAUUACCAGCCGCUACUGUGGCAGCAGAUGUCGCCCCUGCUAAAUAUGCUGGCAAGUACUUUUGCCAUGAAACUCCCAAAACCUUGGAACAUGGUCCUUGAAAGGAGAUAGAGAUCCAUGGUUUUGGAUUCAGAGCUUUGAACCACUGUUUCCUUCUUCCAGUGAAGUCUCUUACUCUUUCCUCUGUUUAUUCUGUCUCCCAAGGCCAGCCUAGCUGUGACCUGUUGGUCUCCCUCCCUCUCCAGGGCAGGCAGACUGACUCCCGGCAGGAGUUUCGCCACAUCCUUGUGUGUGUCCAUGGUGCUCCCUGUGAACCGCUUCCUUUUCUUCUUGAAACUCAUUAAAGUUGUCUUGCAUCUAA